CAUAAUUCUAAUCAUCUUGUUAUGUUUCCUCCUGAUUCAAGCUUGAUAAGGAUAACAUGUAUCUAUGGCAAAAGGACACGCUGUCGUAGGAGGGAUUUCUCUGGUCGUUGACUGAAGAUGCUUGCUGAAGAUUUAUCUGUGGGAGUUUUGUGUUGCUUUAGUGGUGGAAUCACAGAAUAAAAACCCAGGCACAGGCUGGUGAAGAAUAUUCUUCAGUCAACGUCUCCGUUCAACGAAUUCUAUAGGUCUGAAAUAUGGUAUAGUUCAGUGGUCUGAAGUAUCUGAAUGGAAUUUGUUGACUCCAUCAAGAAACCGAUUUUGGAUCGUCCAAAUUCAGUCACGUCCAAAGAGAAAGGGGAUAUUACCAUAUAUCACCAACAAAUUCAGUUUAGCUCGAUGAUGCUGUUUGCAGAUGGCGACUAUUCCUAUGUCUAUGCAAAUGCACGUUUCGAAUAGAAUAGCCUGCCAUCUUAUCGCUGACACCGUGGUUGUCAAAGAAGACGACCCUCGAUCGUAGUGCGUUUUGCCACAGGGGCGAAGGGGAACAGCAGAUCCAUUGACUUUUAGUGGGUUCUAAACUGCCGUGUUUCUGUAGUAAAAACACGGUUAACAUAUCCCUGAUUCGACACCAUCGCUGAGCAAAUUACCGGGUUAAUAUUAACACCUCGAACAUGGCUGAACAACCGAGCGACGUGGAUUGGGAAUGUGACGAAAUUCUUGAUCCCCAAGCAGAGCCGAUGUCAAGAGGAAACUUAGCGGAACUGAAAAAAGAAACUGCUAAUCAACUUUACAAAAACAAAAGAUACAAGGAUGCGCUGGCAGUGUACAAUGAAAUUAUUGAGCUGUGCCCUGAUGCACCGGCAUACUAUGGCAACAGAGCAGCAUGUUAUAUGAUGCUUGAUAAAUAUCACGAUGCUCUGGCUGAUGCAAAAAAAUGUAUUGCCAUUGAUCCAAAAUUUAUAAAGGCUUACACAAGAGUUGUGAAAUGCUCUUUAAUAGUUGGGGAUAUUGUUGGAGCAAAGACAGCUCUGAAUAAAUUACAGGAACUUGACUCAAAUAAUAGUCGUAUUCAACCAGAGCAAAAACACCUGGAACAUUUGGAGAAAUUUUUAAGAGAAGCUGAUGUCGCAUAUGCUAAGAAGGACUUCCGAAAAGUGGUGUAUUGCAUGGACCGCUGCUGCGAUGUAAGCACUGCCUGCCCAGCAUUCAAACUGCGAAAAGCCAAAUGCCUAGUAUUUUUAAAAAGAUUUCAAGAAGCACAGGAAAUAGCAAAUGAUAUUCUGCAUAUCGACAAACAGAAUGUGGAUGCAAUUUAUGUACGUGGUAUGUGUCUCUACUAUGAAGACAAUGUAGACCGAGCAUUCGUACAUUUCCAGCAAGUUCUCCGAUUAGCACCUGACCACUCCAAAGCACUUGAUAUAUACAAAAGGGCAAAAUCCUUAAAACAGAAAAAGGAAGAGGGCAAUGCUGCGUUCAAAAUGGAAAAAUAUCAAGAAGCGUUUGAUCUUUAUACAGAGGCUUUGACAAUAGACCCCCAAAAUACUGUGGCUAAUGCUAAAUUACACUUCAAUAAAGCCCUCAUAUAUGCAAAGCUGAGAAAAUUCAGGGAAUCUAUGGAGGAGUGUACUGCAGCAUUGAAGCUAGACGAGGGCUACCAAAAAGCUUUACUCAAACGAGCUGCGUGCUAUAUGGAGCUUGAAGAAUAUGAAGAAGCCGUUCGAGACUACGAGCAAGCUUGGAAAGUGGACAAAAGUAGAGAUAAUAAAAGACUACUACUAGAAGCCAAGUUUGCACUAAAAAAAUCAAAGAGGAAAGACUACUAUAAAAUUCUGGGUAUUGACAAAAAUGCAUCGACCGAUGACAUCAAGAAAGCAUACCGAAAAAGAGCUAUGGUGCAUCACCCAGAUCGUCAUGCAAAUGCCUCAGACGGCGAGAAAAAAGAACAGGAGAAAAAGUUCAAAGAAGUAGGAGAGGCAUAUGGUAUUCUAUCGGAUCCAAAAAAACGCACGCGCUAUGACAACGGACAUGAUUUAGAGGACAUGGAUAGAGGACACGAAAUGGAUCCGAAUGCGAUAUUCCAAACCUUCUUCGGACAUCACGGCGGUGGUUAUCAAUUUCAGGCCGGUGGUCUGCCGAAUGGGUUCACCUUCCAGUUUGGUUAAUUUUAUUUUAGUUGCUGUCGUAAAAUGAGGCAGUGUGCGUCAGAAGAUGAUAUUCAUCUCUGUAUGAGUAGACAAUUUCAUCCUCAUUCUAUUUUUCUACAUAUAUGUGUUUGAAAUUGCGAAUAAAUUAAUUUAAAAAUUUUCCUGAGUAACACGUGAAGAUUUUUGAACUUCCGCUAUAGGCUAUUAACCAUAUUGAAUUACAAGCAAAUUUGGGAUUGUUUUGAUUUCAAUGAAAUUGUUUGUUCUUAUUAGAUGACAUAUUAUUUUCUAUAUUGCCAAACUGCUCAUUUUCAGACCAAUAAUAACUCACCAUCCCACAUCUCAUGCAAACAAUAUUCUCCCCUGAUAUAAAGCAUUCGUCGUAAUUUUAAGCAUAGACGUCCUACAUAAUAGACAUUGUAUUCAGAAACUGAUAAAUUGACAAAAAAUUUCUAAAUUAUGGUAACCUUGUUAUCGAUAUUUAUUGAAAUACUAGAGGCUGACAGUUAAUCGCCUACUUACCUUUGAUGCAAUUGUAAUACACGUACCUGCAUUAAAUUUGUUUAUUACAAAGGACGGAAUACAUUCGUCAGUCAAAAUAUAGCUAUUAGUGCUUCUGCAAAGGAAAAGACUCAUCAUCUAUUAACGAAACCAUUAACAUUUUUCUAAUGACCUCAUUCAUGUCAUAACAAGAUAGAGGUAGGAAUAAACAAAAAGAUGAGAAAGAAGUGAAUCUGAGGCUUGAAGAAGAUCACAGAAAUAUAUUCAAUUUCCAUUUAACAGAUAGUUUGUUACUACAUGACUGAUUAAAUUGGCAUCGUUACAUCUUUUGUACCGAUGCCAAAAAAACAUAUAUCCAUGAUGAAAGUGUUCGUUUAAAUUCCACUUAAAAUUAGACAUGAAACUUGUAGUGCAAUUUGUGUUGUGCCAGUGCUUCGUGACUUGCGAGAAAAUAUAUUAAUCGCCGAUUUCUUAAGAGCUGAAAGCAUAAACCCAUCAAUGCUUGUUACAAAAAUGGUACACUGAUUGUGAGUAUUCUAUUAUACUCAUACCUAAUUUCACUAUGUUUGAAAAGUGCGUUAUAGGCAGACAGUGAUCAUAAAAUUAAUUGUGUCCAUUUGUGCUACCAUCCCAGUCCCAUCAAAAAUCAUAAAAAUUAUGGAGUGUCGUCCAAUAUUGCCAUUCUUAGCCAUCCUAAUGGCCAACUAUCUAGUUUAGAAUAAUUUGAUUAUUCGUGAGCCGUUGACGUUUAUGAUACACAUACUUCCUUUUCACUGUGGUUCAAAACUUGGUCUAGCUAUGCUGCCUCAACCGUAUCAAGAUGAAGAAAGUAGCAAUUCUCUUUCUCUGUGUGAUGAUAAGGGAACGAAUAAAAACGUAAUAGUUUAAAGUUUUAAGGAUUUUCAUUCUUUCGUCAAAAUCUCAAUCUUCAACAGUUUGCAAUGUACUUGAAAUUUUCUGUACAAUAUUGAACGAAUUCUCUAGCUUAGAUAUUCAAUGUAUCAGAAAAAUUAUUGUUGCUUCUCAGAGAUCAGGAAAGAAUCUUCUUCGGAAACUUCCUUUAGGAGAAGAAAGAAGUUCAAAACCGGGUGCGGGAGAAAUUUCAAGAAUUUCAUCCAUGGACAUCGCAAAAUCAUUCCUACGCACGGUCCGAAAAAUUUAAUUUGCUGACUGGAAUUCUUUCGCUGUACUACUACCGGCUAUGAAAGUUUACGGAUUACGAUGGGGCGAUGUACAUAAUGACCUGAAUUUGAAAAAACUUUACCAAUCAAUUCUAUUGGCAUACUAAUACCACCAAGAAUACUACUCUUAACAUAAGCUUGAUGGCAGUAUUUUGGUAUAGAAUGUGUCGAUGUAGAUAUUAAAUAGAUAAUUUGAUAUAAAAAUUAAGAUCGUGAGAAAAACAAUGGAGGUAAAAACUAUUUCUGUUCAAAUACCAUCCCUAAACCUUUACACGUACGUAUAUGCAAUCCAAAGGAGUAAAACUAUAAUAUUAUUUAUGUUCUAUUUCUAUGCUAACAUUGUACGUUCUGAUCUGAUCUCAUGUUACGUUGUAUUAAAUGAUAUAAGAAACACAUUCUUGCUUUCUCGUUACUCAAACAAUUUUUAAAAAACUUUCGCAAUAAACAUUUGGUAUAGGAGUAGCUGAAAUAUUAUGAAAUUUUUGGCACCACAUCAAAUAGUCUGCAACAAUCCUGUACCAGACGUCUCAUGAAAUAUUUUCAAAUUCCGAAUUCACAGCAAAUCUCGGAGUCACAAAGCUUGUAAUUAGAAACAGUUACCAAUUGUUGAGUACAUGAUUUUUCUGAAAUAAAAAACUUGUAUAAAGACAUAAAAGUA
Athalia rosae (coleseed sawfly) is the source of this 4484-nucleotide messenger RNA. It is a transcript of the gene Tpr2, whose product is annotated as dnaJ homolog subfamily C member 7. Bases 672 to 2162 code for a protein of 496 amino acids. The transcript has 12 exons. Gene Ontology annotation, molecular function: protein binding. NCBI's taxonomy places the organism in Eukaryota, Metazoa, Arthropoda, Insecta, Hymenoptera, Athaliidae. The record is from RefSeq and is a predicted model, not a curated record.